Megalopta genalis is the source of this 2090-nucleotide messenger RNA. It is a transcript of the gene Acat1, whose product is annotated as Acetyl-CoA acetyltransferase 1. The record is from RefSeq and is a predicted model, not a curated record. Lineage: Eukaryota; Metazoa; Arthropoda; Insecta; Hymenoptera; Halictidae. Gene Ontology annotation, cellular component: mitochondrion. Gene Ontology annotation, molecular function: acetyl-CoA C-acetyltransferase activity. Gene Ontology annotation, biological process: fatty acid beta-oxidation.
GUACCAGGAACGUAUUCUUUUCAAGGUGCUAAAUUCUUUGAAGUACAUUAAGAACAUGUAUUACGUUCCUUAUAAGAAAAUAAGCAAAUUCGACUAAUUUAGAAGAAAAAGUAAUAUAAACACGUGAAAUUAAUAAAGAAGAAUAAUAGAAUAAAUAAUUUUAUUAAGACCCAUGAAAAUUAGAGAGCCCUGGUUUUGAUGGGAGUAUGGGGCUGCACCGCUUUCGUUAUUCGUUAUUGCAAUGAGUCGAAGCUGAUGUGUAAGACUGAUAAAAGUACAACAAGAAUUGAAUACAAAAAAAUAAGCUUAUUUUGUACUGAUCAGUUUUCAUGCAUAUACAUAGAAUAUUGUAAAUUGCAACAGGUGUGACGCAACUAUACUCUACUGCACAAUGGCGUUAUUAAAGAACAUAAGGAGUGUUCGCCUGAUAUGUUUGCGAUCAUAUUCAUCCAAGACAAAAUUAAAUGAUGUAGUUAUAGUCAGUGCAGCUAGAACACCUAUGGGAUCAUUCCUUGGAGGAUUAUCAAGCAUGUCUGCACCAAAACUUGGUGCUGUUGCUAUACAAGCAGCGGUCGAACGUGCUGGAUUACCCAAGGAAGAAAUUAAAGAAGUAUAUAUGGGAAAUGUUUGUCAAGCCUUUUUAGGUCAAGCACCAGCAAGACAAGCUACACUGUUUGCAGGUUUCAGUUUCAAAGUAAUAUUUCAUUCAUUUUUUGUUGAUAUGAUUAUUAACAAUAAUAAUGUACAUAUUGUUAAAAUAGGCCUUCCUAAAUCCACAGUAUGCACAACGAUUAAUAAAGUUUGCGCAAGUGGUAUGAAAAGCAUUAUGCUUGCUUCUCAGUCUUUACAAUGUGGACAUCAAGAGAUUGUUCUUGCUGGUGGUAUGGAGUCAAUGUCGAAUGUACCAUUUUAUCUUGCGCGAGGAGAAACUAGAUAUGGUGGGAUGCAACUCAUGGAUGGCAUUGUAUUUGACGGCCUAACCGAUGUUUACAAUAAAUUUCAUAUGGGCAAUUGUGCAGAAAAUACUGCUAAAAAAUUCAACAUUACUCGUGCAGAACAAGAUGAAUAUGCUAUCAACAGUUACAAACGCAGCGCAGCAGCUUAUGCGAACAAUAUAUUCCAGGAUGAACUCGUUCCAGUGAAUGUACCACAAAGAAAAGGCAAACCUGAUACAAUAUUUACAGAAGACGAAGAAUACAAAAGAGUCGAUUUUGCUAAGUUUUCCAAAUUGAAUACCGUUUUUCAGAAAGAUAAUGGCACUGUUACUGCAGGAAAUGCAUCGACCCUAAAUGAUGGUGCAGCUGCAUUAAUAUUAACUACCACAGACAUUGCUGAGAAAAUGAAUUUGAAACCUUUAGCACGAAUUGUCGCAUUUCAAGAUGCAGCGACUGACCCCAUUGAUUUUCCUAUUGCCCCGGCGUUUGCAAUCCCUAAGUUGUUAGCAAAUGCAGGAGUCGAUAAAAAUGACAUAGCCCUUUGGGAAAUUAACGAGGCAUUUAGUACAGUAGUGAUCGCAAAUCAAAAAAUGCUUGAUCUUGACCCUAGCAAGGUGAACGUUCACGGUGGUGCCGUAUCUCUCGGUCACCCUAUAGGUAUGUCUGGAGCUCGGAUCGUGGUGCACUUAGUACAUGCUUUGAAAGCCGGACAGAAGGGUGUUGCGUCAAUUUGUAAUGGAGGCGGCGGUGCCUCUUCGAUUUUAAUUGAAAAGUUGCGUUACCCGAUAUCUGCUUCGCCCACUAUAACAUUGUACACGAAACAUCCGUGUCCGCUUUGCGACGUUUUGAAACACGAAUUGCGAACCAAAUUUUCUGGUCGUUAUCAACUACGAGAAGUUGACAUUACAGCACCAGGAAACGAACGAUUUCUUGAGCUCUACAAAUACGAAAUUCCAGUUCUGUUUUUCGAAGGUCAGUUUCUUUGCAAGCAUCGGUUGAAUUCCGAAUUGUUAGAAAAGAAACUGACAGAUUUAAUAUCGUGAAUUAACGACACCGAAUUAUGCAACAAUCGAUAAACAUAAAUUCUCAUUUUUAUAUAUUUUAUUAUCGUUAUUUCUAUGAGUAAAUAAAGUAUUACAAUUGUUUGUAUAUUAU